Molecule: messenger RNA, 1328 nt
Organism: Anastrepha ludens (Mexican fruit fly)
Lineage: Eukaryota; Metazoa; Arthropoda; Insecta; Diptera; Tephritidae
Product: probable serine hydrolase
Exons: 2
Coding region: 79-1077 (332 amino acids)
Source: RefSeq, a predicted model, not a curated record
GUAGUGAUCCAACAACGAAUUUAGGUUGUUCGCUUUAUACUUCUAAACAUAUUUGCUGUGCUUCGCCCGAUACAAAUUAUGCCGGCAGAAAAUACGCUACAUUUUACAGAAAUCACGAUCCCCGUAACUUACGGCCAUAUAUCGGGACGUUGGUAUGGUGACCAGUCAGUUCGCCCGCUACUCGCAUUGCAUGGUUGGCUCGAUAAUUGUGGUACCUUUGCUAAAUUGGCACCGCUACUCGUGCGAACAGCUGGCAGUGUGCUAUGCAUCGACCUUCCCGGACAUGGCUACUCCUCACAUCUACCACCUGGAAUAAUAUAUCAUACCAUGGAGUAUGUGCGCGUUAUAAUAGGUUUGAUGAAAUCAUACAACUGGUCCAAGGUAUCGCUAAUGGGUCAUUCCAUGGGUGGAUCAGUGGCGUUUUACUUCACAGCACUCUAUCCAACCAAAGUUGAUCUCCUAAUUCAAAUUGAUGUCGUCAAAAGAGAUAGUUUUGGCCCAGUACUCAACCUAGAUUAUCGCCGAUCUGCAAUGAAUAAAGCGCUGCUAGACAAUGAACGUUUAAUGGAUGCUGCAAUUCUUCAGGAACCGCCAAGUUAUGCGUUUGCCGAGUGUGAACGUUUGCUCCAUAAGGGUUCGGGAAACUCUGUGAAUCUUGAAAACUGCAAAUAUAUUUUGGAAAGGAACUUGAGUAAAUCGCGAAAAUACCCCGAAAAAUAUUACUUUUCACGUGACACACGAGUUAAAUACAUACUGGAUUUUGAGGCAGAAAAGGCAUUUUUCCAAGCCAUGGCAAUGCGUAUUUGUGCGAUUAAAAUUCCGCACUUGGUUAUUAAAGCCGGUGCCUCCACUAAUAUAGGCCCUGAAUCCACAGAGUUGAUUGCUAUAAUGAACGAAAAUAAUCCACACUUUGAAACGCAUGUGGUGCCGAAUGGAACUCACCAUGUGCACCUGAACGAUGCGCCACUUAUCGCCAAAUUGAUCGCGCCCUUUUUGAAGCGCUAUCUCCCACUGGCAGACUUCCAAGUUGAGCAGUCAGGUGCUAAAAAUGAAUUGCUGCCAAAGGGUAAAUUGUGAUCUUGAAAUGCUUGUCUUUAAAUUUUAAUUAAAUUUUAUGGCUUUACUCAUAAAAAUGUGCGCAUAAGCGAAUUGCGCUUAACAUAGCAUAGUACAUGUGGUAGUACUUAAGCUUAUAUGUAUGUAUGUAUGUAUAUGUACUUAUGUAGACUAAUGUAAUGAGAUCAGAGUUCGUUGGUUAAAUAUUUUUUUAUUUUAUUAACAAUUUUGGCACACAGAUGCCUAUGUAGCUUUUUCUUAAUUGUUGUAAA